ACAACUAGUCGCACAAUGCUCCGCGCCCGAUUGGCCGUGCCUCGAGACGGAUUUCCCCCCACCGCCCAGGAGACCGUAUGUGAUGUCAUUGGAAAGCGCCGCCCCUCGGGAAACCACAUGUCCCGGCGCUCCCCGCGGUGGGGGGGGGGGUCAAAGGUGAAGCGCAAGAUGGCGGCGGAUGCGGAGCACGGGGCGCCGGAGGAGGCGGUGGAAGAGCUGCGGAGCUUCAAGGACCUGGGAGUAACAGAUGUACUGUGUGAAACUUGUGACCAGUUGGGAUGGAAGACACCAACUAAAAUUCAAGUUGAGGCUAUUCCUGUGGCUCUCCAAGGCCGGGAUAUCAUUGGGCUGGCAGAGACAGGCUCUGGAAAAACAGGGGCCUUUGCUUUGCCCAUCCUGCAGACACUGCUGGAAACACCCCAACGCUUCUUUGCUCUUGUCCUCACACCAACCCGAGAGCUCGCCUUCCAGAUCUCAGAGCAGUUUGAAGCUCUUGGAUCCUCCAUUGGUGUCCAGAGUGCGGUUAUUGUGGGUGGAAUUGACAUGAUGUCACAGGCUCUGACCUUAGCCAAGAAGCCCCAUGUUAUAAUUGCAACACCUGGCCGUCUGAUUGACCAUCUGGAGAACACGAAAGGUUUCAACUUGCGAGCUCUUAAGUACCUGGUUAUGGAUGAAGCUGACCGGAUCCUCAACAUGGAUUUUGAGACAGAGGUGGAUAAGAUCCUAAAAGUGAUUCCCCGAGACAGGAGGACAUUCCUCUUUUCUGCCACCAUGACCAAGAAGGUGCAAAAGCUCCAGCGUGCUGCACUGAAGGACCCUGUUAAAUGUGCUGUUUCCUCCAAAUACCAGACAGUUGAAAAACUGCAACAGCAUUAUAUUUUCAUCCCCUCCAAAUUCAAGGACAGUUACCUGGUUUAUAUCCUGAAUGAACUGGCUGGGAACUCCUUCAUGAUAUUCUGCAGUACCUGCAACAACACUCAAAGGACAGCUCUCCUGCUCCGCAACUUGGGUUUCACUGCCAUACCCCUCCAUGGACAGAUGAGUCAGAAUAAGCGACUGGGGUCCCUGAACAAGUUCAAGGCCAAGGCCCGUUCCAUUCUGCUGGCUACAGAUGUUGCAAGCAGAGGUCUGGACAUCCCACAUGUGGAUGUUGUGAUAAAUUUUGAUAUUCCCACACAUUCCAAGGAUUACAUUCACCGCGUGGGGAGGACAGCUCGAGCUGGGCGGUCUGGCAAAUCCAUCACCUUUGUCACUCAGUACGAUGUGGAACUAUUCCAGCGCAUUGAGCACCUCAUUGGCAAGAAGCUGCCUGUAUUCCCCACACAGGAGGAGGAGGUCAUGAUGCUAACUGAGCGUGUGGCUGAAGCCCAGAGAUUUGCUCGUAUGGAGUUGCGGGAGCAGGGAGAGAAAAAGAAGCGAUCCCGGGAUGAGGCCAAUGAUGACGAUGACACAGAGGGAGCUACAGGUGUCAGGAACAAGGUGGCUGGUGGGAAAAUGAAGAAAAGAAAAGCCCGUUAGCCAGAUACUUAAACGUCUGUCCCCUUUGAGUUUACAUGGGCUGGGGCGGUACCUACCACACAGUAUUUCCAUCAAAUCAGAAGCCUCCAGAACUACACUUGUAAACGGCAGGCCAGUUGGAAAGAGAUUUUUCCAUCAUGUUUGAGUCUCCAACACUGUCUUUGGUCAUAGGCUGAACCUGCACCCUAGUAGUAUGCUGGAACCCGUUGUCCUACCGAGGGUUGGUAUCAGUUCUAAUGCUGGGCUGUAAGAGGGAGUCAUCUCCUGCAGCUGGACUGUCCCCUGGACCUGGAAGCAGCAGUCUCCUGGCAAAGCUCAUUUUUAUAUGGGUUAAAUGUGAAAUGUUGCCCUAUGGACACUUUUCCCCCCAAUCAUGCUGCAGCCUAUUAUCACUCACCAUCCAAACCUCAGCGAGUGCCUCUUUAUAAGACAGUUGAAAGGAAGAAGAAAACUGAGAAAGCACCCUACAUUUUCCAGGGUAUGCAUAUGACGCUCCAGGAUGGGGUUCUCGCCUUGAACAGAGACACUCAUGCUGGGGCAAAAACUCCAAAUAUAUUUUGCUUAACCACAAAUCAGUUUGCUUUUCAGUGUAUUAUAACUUAUUGUGCCACUUCUGCUAACUUUCAAAGUUCCCUGUUUUAAGGGGUUUCCCGCCCAUGUAGGUCAACAUCUUCUCCGCCCACACCCUUACUGUGAAGUCAACUCAGCAUAUGCUAUCACCAUGCUUUCUGUGGCAGCGGUCUGAUGUUCCAGACAUUGCAGUGACUUCAUACAGUCUACUCCCACUGGAGGAGAAAUGCCACGAAAAUAGAGAGAGGCUGGCAGUGGCUGUGAGCAGAGACUUAAGUAUAUGGCUUUCUGUGCUCCCACUAGUAGCCACUGACUCCUGUAGUACCUGAGAGCCAACGCUAGGGGGAAGUGUUACACAGUCAAGCAGCGAAGCCCUUUAUGCUGGCGGAAUGGUAAUGGAUUGUUAUCAGAUGUUCUAUUUCUGGCUCUUCCUCUCUAUCCCAAUAGUGCUGCUUUUGUGUAUUGCUUCUGAGCUUAGUAGACUAUAAGAAGCAAGCAAACCUUUUUGUGAGAAGUGGAAGAAAGAAUUCAACUUCCUUUUCAGUA
Messenger RNA from Chelonia mydas (Green sea turtle), 2634 nucleotides. It is a transcript of the gene DDX47, whose product is annotated as DEAD-box helicase 47. Gene Ontology annotation, molecular function: nucleic acid binding; RNA helicase activity; ATP binding. The record is from RefSeq and is a predicted model, not a curated record. Lineage: Eukaryota; Metazoa; Chordata; Testudines; Cheloniidae.